CCCGGCCGUGGAGUCGAGCGGGCCCAGGGCUCUGGCGAGCUGAGGGGGCGGCGCCGGCCCGCGCGCCCCCUGGGGCCGCCCCCACAUCCCGCUCGCCGGCGUCUGGCUCUCACGAUGAUGAAGAAGAAGAAGUUUAAGUUUAAGGUGGACUUUGAGCUCGAGGAGCUCUCCUCGGUGCCCUUCGUCAACGGGGUUCUCUUCUGCAAGAUGCGGCUGCUGGACGGCGGCAGCUUCACCGCCGAGUCCUCCAGGGAGGUGGUGCAAGCAAACUGUGUUCACUGGAGGAAGAAGUUCUCAUUUAUGUGCAAAAUGAGUGCAAGUGCCACCACAGGCAUCUUAGAUCCUUGUAUCUACAGAGUAUCUGUGAGGAAGGAAUUAAAAGGUGGAAAAGCUUAUGCAAAGCUGGGCUUUGCAGAUCUAAACCUGGCAGAGUUUGCUGGAUCAGGAAAUACCACUCGUCGCUGUUUACUGGAAGGCUAUGAUACCAAAAAUACAAGACAGGAUAAUUCCAUUCUUAAAGUUUUGAUCAGUAUGCAGCUAAUGUCUGGUGACCCAUGUUUUAAAACGCCUCCUUCUACAUCAAUGUCUAUACCAAUUGCUGGUGAAUCUGAAUCUCUUGAAGAAGAUAGAAAAGGUGGAGAGACUCUCAAAAUCCAUCUUGGAAUAGCAGAUCUUUCAGCAAAGAGUGCCUCUGUUCCAGAUGAAAUUGGUGCCUAUGGACAUUCUAGAACAUCAAGCUAUGCAAGCCAGCAGUCAAAAGUAUCAGGGUAUAGCACAUGCCACUCUCGGUCAUCUAGUUUCUCUGAGCUCUGCCACAGGAGAAAUACCUCAGAGGGAAGUACAUCAACAGGAAUUGAAAGUAAUCUAGAGCCAUGUGAUGAAAUUGAGCAAAAAAUAGCUGAACCAAAUUUUGACACAGUUGGUAGAGAAGAUUCAGCUUCAGAAACACUCAACAGAUGCCCAGUGAAACAAGAUUCUGUAGAAUCUCAGCUGAAGCGAGUUGAUGACACCAGAGUGGAUGCAGAUGACAUUGUGGAGAAAAUAUUACAAAGUCAAGACUUCAGCCUGGACUCCAGUGCAGAAGAAGAAGGACUGAGACUCUUUGUGGGUCCUGGGGGAAGGACGACCUUUGGUAGUCACCAUCUUCCAAAUAGGGCAGGAUCUGGAGCUUAUGAACAAGUGGUGAUCAAACGCUAGAAGUCAAGCUGGUGAACUGAAGCUUCGCUGUGGGUUUAUGAUGUGGAGCAAUUGAGCUACCAAGGUACUUUAUUCAAGCACUUAUGAGAAAAUGGACCUAUUAAAAAUCAAGUAUGUUCAUCUAUCAAGAGGAAAGCCGACAUUGAUUUCUUCCCUGAAAGAGCCCAUCCUUCCCCACUCACCAAAGGAAAUACUGGCAUGGUGGUGUCAAGGCAUGUGCUGUGUGCAUUUAGAGGGACACGGCCUCUGUGGUCACUGCACAUGAUAAGGAAAGGCCUGCUUUUUCUUUCAGACAUCCUGGUGGGGAGAAGAACACCCUCCAAGUGUAACCCUGAUGUGUGACAUGUAAGACCUGUAAUAGUGGUGCUCAACAGAGUUGGGCUCCACUUACUUAAAUUUUAUGUUUAAACCCUAUAAAUUCUGUCAAGAUAGUUAGAAUUCCUGUUAAGGAAAGCUUCCAUAUUAUACUACCUACAGUAUUGUACUAAGUUUAACUUUUUGAUGCAAUAACCGAUAUAAAGUAUGGGUGUUUGUGCUUUGGGAAAAUGUUAUACUACAAUUUAACAAGUAAAAUGUUUAAUUAUAAACACAUCAGUCAUAACUUGAAUAAUGUGUGUGUUUAAGUCUGAGACACGUGAAUGGGUCUAAUGCCCUUUUUAUGCAGUAUGUACUGUUACCUGUUGAUGCUAGGUGAGCUGCCGAACUCCCAUUAGCACUAUAUAAGAAAUUCAGAAUAAGUUUAAUAUUUAAAAUGUUAGGCAACCAUAAGGCACCUUAACAUAAGAGCUAUUUUAACUAACUGAAUUAAUAUCUGCUGGUUUUAGGAGUCAAAAUUCAGAAAAACAGGAAGAAAUUUGUGAUUUGAUCAGAAACAGAGAGGCCUUUUCUAUGUUAAGACUUAUCUGAAACUGAGUAUUAUUCCAAGGAGGUAGUAGAUAAAAAGACCUGGGGCAGCUGCUUGACAUCACUGACAUGGGCCUGUGGUCUUCUAUUUCAGCCCCCCACGAUCAGAUACUGUGCUUUCUUCUUCACUAUAUCAAAGUUAGUUGUUUUGAGGCAAAAAUAGACCUGUCUGAUUUGUGUUCAGUUUAACAGUAGAACAGAAAAACCAAACCUUAAACGUUUUUCUGGUGACAGUUUCAAUUUUGUUGAAUCAGUCACUGAAGAAAAAUGUAGUUUCUAUGGAACCAAUAUUUCCCAGUCCUUUCAAAAUGAUGUCCAAGAAACAUAAUAUGUUAGAAUAGAAUUUGGUCUGGAUAUUUUCAUGUUGCCAAAAUAAGGGAAAAAAUAUGUUAUUAAGAAAACACUUUAAUAUCCAAAUUGGAGGUUUGGAAAAAUUUGAAUAGUUCAUGUUAACAUUUUGGAUUGAAUAUUCCAAAUUAAUCCAAUACUGCUAUGACAAAUAGAUGCUGAGACUUUUAAAAAGAUGAUGCCCCAUUUUAGAAUAUUUUGAAUGUUCAGAGAUAGGGCUUCCUGAGUCAUUAAUUAUACUUCAUUUUUAAGAUUUGUGUUAAGUAAAAAAAAUUGAACUGAAUAUUUUAGUCUAACCCAGGAAAAUGUUAUUUUAAGUGGUGAAGACUUGGCUGUCUGUGAAUAACAAGUGAACUGAUAACAUUCACUGUAUAUUGUGAGGGAAAAAAAUCAAAGUUUUUCACAGAUAUGAAGAUACUGUUUAGAGAUAUUUAUGACAUUUUAAAAACCUAUUUUUCUAUCUUUAAAAUGUUAUUUCUAGGCUAUCUUUUUUGUUGGCGCUUGUGCAAAUGCUUUUGCGGUUUUGAAAAUGAUAAAAGAAUGGAUUGUAAGCAAGGUUUAGUGAGGACUUCCUCCAGACGUGUAAAAGGUGCUGUGAUCAGGGAGAUGCCUGUCUGACUCGUCCUUGGCUGCCCCUGGCCUCAUACCUUUAUACAAGGCUGGCUGUCAGUAUUUAAAAUGAUAUAGAAUAAUUUUUAAAAAGCAAAAUAUGGAGAGAUUUUGAGAAACAAAAAUCAUGCCUUUAUAACUUUAGCAGCCACCAGCUACAUCUUGACAUAUGAUAGGAAAUCAAACAUUUUAAUGAACAGAACCAAUGACUGGCAAGAAAAAAUAAACAAAACCAAUGAUUAGGAAGAAAAAAAAAUAAUGGCUAUGUCCUCUGUCAUCAGCGAAAGUCUGGAUUCGUUAUACUCUGUUUUGUGUUCCAAGGGCAUACUCUGCAAUCAGAUUUCAGUAUAUUGAAAAUAAUUGUUCAUGUUUGCUUAAGUGCCUCCCUUAUUUCCUGUUUUUUUCUUUAGAACAUGUACAGUGUAGCUAUACCUUAAUGAUGUAACUACUGAAAAAAAAAUGUGCGUAUCAAAUACCAAGUCUACUUUUGGUUCCAUUUUGAGUUUAAACAUCAGAUUUGAAAAAUUAGAUCUUAAUCAUUUUUUAAUAUUAAAGUCAAAUUUCAAAUCACCCAUUUGGAGAAUUUGCAGAUGGGUGAAAAAAAAUAGUUUUUUUUUUCUAAUUCUAUCCUAGAGAAAGAGAUUUUAAUGGUAUUUUAAAGCAAUAUAUUUUGAUCAGGUAAGAGUCUUAAAUACCUUGUUUUGGGGGAAAUACAAAGGCAGGAGGGGGCCCACUUUCUGUGAUUUCAGCAGGUGACUUAGACCAGAGAGGAUGUGAAGGGGUAGUAAAGCGCAGAGAAGGCUCCAGGCCAUCAGUUUACACUUUGACAGUUGACCUGCCUUUGUGGUGGUCUUGAAGGCUUCUGUAUAGAAAUUAACGUGGAUUAGUAUUUAUAAUCUGAGAAAGUCUUGACUAAGAAUCCUUAAGUCCACUGUCCCAUUCCAGCAAAUUCUAUGAGAGUUAUGGUAUCCAAGUUCAGUUCUUUUGUAUGUUUUUUGUCUUCUGUUUUGCAUGAAAACUGUGAACCACAGAGUGUAAGAUAAAUUUUAACCAAAUAAGCAGGCGAAGAGUGGCAACAAAGGGCCAGGUAGUUUAUUUGAAUGCCACUCCCAGGUGAUGUUCCGCGGUCUGGGUACUACAGGCCGGGGAAGUCACAC
This is a messenger RNA of Manis javanica (Malayan pangolin), 4214 nucleotides long. It is a transcript of the gene EEIG2, whose product is annotated as EEIG family member 2. Lineage: Eukaryota; Metazoa; Chordata; Mammalia; Pholidota; Manidae. The record is from RefSeq and is a predicted model, not a curated record.